AUGGAAAAGGUAUCCACAGAUAUUGAAGAAAGCUGGAAUUGUGAGGACUGUAUGGUCUACAUUCAGUAUCUAGCAUUCGGCAUCAAGCAUUCGGCAUCAAGCAUUCAGCAUUCAGCAUCAAGCAUCCAGCAUCAAGCAUCAGCAUCAGCAUCAAGCAUUCAGCAUCAGCAUCAGCAACAGCAACAGCAAGAGCAACAGAACAUCAACAUCGACAUCAACAUCGACAUCAACAUCGACAUCAACAUCGACAUCAACAUCGACAUCAACAUCGACAUCAACAUCAACAUCAUCCCCAUCAUCAUCCCCAUCAUCUCCAACUCCCCACCACCCACCACACCACCCACCACACCACUCACCAUGUCUUACUUCUUCUCCACCACCCUCCACUCCUGCUACCCCGUCUGCGAGUGCUCCUCCGAUCCGAUCUACAUCCCAGUAGGUCCAUUCCCCAGCCCGGAGGAGCAAGCAUCGCACCCAGGUCGUCUCGCGUUCGAGCAAGACUUCCUCCGCCAAACCGCCGACUGGCCCGAGCUGAUACCGGGCCAAGAAAGCUACAGCAGGGAGAAGAGGCGCUGGGCGAAGAAGCCUGGGCAGAAGGAUGAGGAGAAAGAAGAGUGCACCGAGCACAGAGAUGUGGCUGGGACAGGGCUGAUGAAGGAUUGGGAGCGAGACGCUCGGAUGACGAGCUGGAUCAUGGAUUGGGAACGAGAUGCCGACUCGAAAGAGCCGAUUUCGAUGGACAAGAUGCCCAUUCCUGGUAUCCCCUGCCGACGGUGGUGGGGGUUUGCUAUCCAAUGGGCCUGGCUGGAUUUCCACGAGUUGAUGGAGAAGGGGAAGGGGAAGGGGAAGGAGAAGGAGGAGGAGGAGGAGGAGGACGAAGCACAAGCCGCAGCAACAGCGGCAGUGCGAAUGAUGUGUGCGACUCUGGAGAAGUCGGAGGACGAGAUUCUGCGUGAGCAUGCAGAGUACCGCGAACGACAAAUUGCUCGCCGCCUGGAAGCAGCAGAGAGUCGCUUCACCGACGACGCUCGUCGGGAGGAAGUGCGUCUGUGGGAACUUCGGCUGGAAGACAUCCGACACCAGUUGAUCGACGUUCGUGAGGAACUUGUGCACUGGUACAAGUUUCGGCUGCAAGAAGUUCACCGGGCAAUUGAAGUGUUGCGGAAACGUCGGCUGGAAGCUGCCACACAACGUGUGGCAGAUCUAAAGGAGGCCUGCGAGAGGAUCUGGGCACAAGCAACAUUGUAA
This is a messenger RNA of Sphaerulina musiva SO2202, 1248 nucleotides long. RefSeq lists its product as uncharacterized. Lineage: Eukaryota; Fungi; Ascomycota; Dothideomycetes; Mycosphaerellales; Mycosphaerellaceae. The transcript has 3 exons. The record is from RefSeq and is a predicted model, not a curated record. The coding region runs from base 1 to 1248 and encodes 415 amino acids.